Molecule: messenger RNA, 4618 nt
Organism: Pipra filicauda (Wire-tailed manakin)
Lineage: Eukaryota; Metazoa; Chordata; Aves; Passeriformes; Pipridae
Gene: FHAD1
Product: forkhead associated phosphopeptide binding domain 1
Exons: 28
Coding region: 524-4372 (1282 amino acids)
Molecular function (GO): protein binding
Source: RefSeq, a predicted model, not a curated record
ACCUGUGGUCGCAAAAUGUGUUUGUGUGUGUGUGUGUGUGUGUGUGUGUGUGUGUGUGUGUGUGUGUGCAUGAUAUUAAAUAAAAAAAAAUAAGUCAAAUGGGGACUCAAAGGUUCUUUGGCAGCCCUGGCAGGUGGCAGUGAGGUUUGUGAUGCACAUUCCCACGUGUGUCACCAGCUGGCACCGAGAGCUGCGGCCGCGCCGGCGCGGAGCUCUGUUGUGCUGCCAGGCCAGUUGCUUGGAAAAAGGAGAAGGAGGAAAAAAAAAACUAAACAAAACAAAGGGGAAGAACUCACCCAGACAGGCAGCAGCGGGCCCCAGCGUGGCUGAGGUUUCCAAGGCUACUGCCAGGCUGCAGCGGCACUGCUGGCUGGGACAGAGCCGCUUUUGGGGUCACUUCGCACGGUUUUUAGUGUUUGAGUUGUUUGGGCCACUCGUGGCUCAGGUUGUGUGUGGGGUGGGGGGUUGCUGAGUGAGGAGUUGGGAUUUUUUGGGGAAGCCUUGCAGGUUUGGGGGCUGGGCAAUGAGAGCCUUUCUAAGGAGCUCGGAGGGGUGUUUCCAGCUGAAACCCCACACCACGACCAUCGGGAGCCACAGAGGGGCCGACAUCGUCCUGCAGUCCGCAGGUGUAGCAGAUCGUCACGCAGCCCUGGAAUUCUCCGCCUCCGACAACGGCUUCAUCCUUCAGGACUUCAACUCCCCCCACGGCACCUUUGUCAACAGCUGCCAGGUCCAGAAUGCGGCCGUGGGGGUGAGGCCAGGGGACAUCCUGCGCUUCGGCACCGCGGGAGCGGCCUUCGAGCUGGUGCUGGAUGGGGCUGCCCAGGUGUCCUGUCCCCCCUUGAAACGUCGCACAGGGUGGGCGGGGCAGCUCCAGGUGGUUGCAGAGCCCAAACCCUCUGCUCCCGUGUCUCCUCCCCGCCUGCCCUCGCUGCAGUGGCAGCAUCCCCCUGGCUCUCCAGGCAGGGGCACUCCUGGAGCCCUCGGCCACCAGCCCCAUCCUCCUCUGCCGAGGAGACCCCUGAGCGCCUGGGACAGGAGCGUGGCCAGCACUGCCUCUCUGGACACCUUCGGCAGGACCUCUGCAGUGAGGCCAGUCUCAACCAGCUUCUCAGGUGAUUGUGCAAGCAGUGUGGGGGGAGCCCCUUCCCUGGGGACUCACAACACGGAUCUCCUCCAGCAGGAGAAGGGGGAGAAGCUGCUGCAGCUGGAGAAGGAAAUGGGUCACCUCUCUGGUUUGGAAGCAGAGUCAAAGCGCAAAGACGUGGUGAUAAGAGAUCUGCAGGAGGAGGUCGCAGCCAUGGCAAAGAAACUGGCCCAGGCGGCGGCGAGGAACGAGGUUGAACUGACCCAGAAACUGCUGGCCUUCAAUCAAGAGCUGGGAGCCAAAACAGAGGAGAUCAAAGCCCUGAGGGAACAGAUCAAUGACCUGCAGAAAGGCUCGAGCCAGGUUUUCAGCCAUUCCCUCUAUGAAAGAGACCUGGAGAUCGGGAGGCUGCGGAGAGAAAGCGAGAAGUUGAAGAAGGACCAGGCUUUGAGUGCAGGUCUGGUGAGCAGCCUGCAAAGGGAUGUCCUGCAAAAGGAGCAGAAAAUUCAGCAGCUCCAGCAAGAGAUUGAAAAACUGAAGAAGGAAAAUCGAGAGAAGGACAACCAGCUGGCAGUUGUUUCUGCCAAGUGCUCGAGAAUUAAAGAGGAAACGAAGCGUGAGCUCGGAGAGCAAGAAAUAAUCAGCUGUCGAAAUCGCAUUGGGGAGCUGGAACGGGACCUGGAGGGGCUGCAGGUGGAAAUCCAGAAGCAUUGUGCCAAGCAGGAGAGCGUCCAAAAUCAGCUGGCUGAGAAAGCCCAGGCGGAGGAGGAGCUGAAGGCAGCCGGUGCCCGGCAGGCUGUGCAGCUGCGGGAGAUGGGGCGCAGGGAGCGGCUGCUGCGAGCGGAGCUGCGGCGGGCAGGGGAGCAGCUGGAGUCCUUCAAGACCCAAGUGAUGCAAGUCUGUUCUCCAUCAGCAGCAGGCAGCACAGGGAAAUCCAUAACGGAGCAGCAGGUGAUAGAGAAGGUCAGGCAAAUCUGUGAUGAGAUCCAGCAGAGUCAUGAGAGGGAGAAGUGUCUGCAGGAGGAGUUAAGCUCCAGGCUCAUGAAGGAGAAGGAGGUGUCUGCAAACAUUGAGGUGCUCAAGAAUUCCCUGCAGGAGCUCCAGGCUUGCCUGAGGAGCUCCUGCAGCAGCACCAGCCUGCAAGGGAAGCUGGAGCAACUGGAGGUGGCGUCCCUGGAUCCCUCCAUCUCAGCCAUCAGGACAGCAGUGGUGGACAUGGCACGUGUCCCCCUCUCCUGGCUGGAGGACGUGGAGCAGCUCCUGGCCAGUGUGGGGAUGGACCUGUGCACCUCUGGCCAAGGGCUGUUGGCUGCUUUCAGGAGCUUGUUGGAAAAGACUCAGGAAGUGGCACAGAGGAAUCAGCUGUUGCAGGAGCAAUUAGAGAGGCUCCAGCAGUCACAGGCAGAGAUGCUACAGGAGCACACAAAGGAGCUGGAAGCAAAACAUGAGCAAGACUUGGAGAUAAAAAUCCAGCAAAUUAUCCUGGAAAAGGACAAGGAGAACAAAGAGAUUCUAGAAAGCACUCUCGCUGAGGAGAAGGACAAGUGUAAGAAAUGUGUGGAGGAAGAGCAGAAGAAGAUCCAAGAGCUGGAAAGCCACCUGAAAAGCAUGAAUGAGGCAACAGCAAGGAAGGCAGAGGAGCAGGAGGUGAUAGAGGGCAAACUGAAAGAAGCUUUGCAUGAGCUGGAGGAAACCACUGCCCGAGAGGUGUUGCUACAGCAGCAGCUGCUCGUGCAGGAUGAGCAGCUCAGGGCUGUCCAGGAGGACAAGGAGUUACAGAGGCAGAAACUGCAGGAAGAAAUAGCAGGAUAUAGGGAGCAAAGCAAGCAGCAUUCCCUGACCAUCGUGGCUUUAGAGGACAGGCUGCUGGGGGCCACACAGGAGCAGAAGAUGCUGGAGGAGGAAAAGGCAGCACUUGUGGAAAAAAUGGAAGUAAUUCAGCGCGGUGCCCACAGGUCAGCAUCAGGAGCUUGGCUGGAGGUUUGUCCUGCCAUGGAAUCACACAUUUGUCUGAGGAAACUGCAGGAGGAGCUGGCCAUGGCACAGAGCAUGCUUCUGGAAAAGGAGGCCUUCAUUGGCAGGCUCACCAGGGAGCUGUCAGAGAGCAGAGCCAGAGUGUCGGACAUGAGAGGGGAGCUGAGCGAGGAGCAGAAGGUGGAGCUGGAGAAGAACCAGAGCCGCCUGAAACACCGGGAGCGGGAAGUGAACCAGCUCAGGGAGAAGCUAUCCCAGAUGUCCAACCUUGUGGAGGAGAAGGAUCAAUCCCUGAAAGCAGCAGCUGAAGAGUUAAGGCGAGCCCAGGCCCGCUGCCAGGUGCUGAGGGACGCUUCCCAACAAACGGUGGAAAAGCCUGAGGAUGCUCCCAGGACACCAGUGCGGGUGGGUGAAGCCUCCCAGAGGGUGCCCCCGUUGGACUUGGCUGACCUCGGUGCAAAAUGCCGAGGCCUCAGGCACCAGGAAACGAUCCAGCGGCAAAAGGAAGGUUUGGCUGAGCUCCGGGAGAGAGUAAAGAUGCUGGAGAAGAGGCAGAGCUCAGGUGCUGUGAAGAAGGGUUUGGAGCCACAGGUGAGAGACUUACCGGAGGAGAUAGUCCAGCACACAGGGCUUGAGAUGGAGCCUGCACCCAUGUCAGGAACAAAAUUGAAGGCUGGCAAGGCUCCUGGCCACGUUCCUAAUGGGGGGUCCCUCAGGAUCACCAACAGGGCAGCGAGUUUGGAGAUGGCUGAGGCGACAGACCCCGGUGAGAAGAUGUACCUUGAUGUGAUCGGUGCUCUGGGAAGCCUGAUGGAGAUGAAGGAGCUGUCAGGAAUGCAGCCUCUGCAGCACCUUCCUCUGGAGGAGAGGGAAGAAGUGGGACUGCAGAGACAGAGCGCCCUGGAGCUGCUGUACAAAAAGAUCAGGAACCUCCAGCAUCGCCUGGAAAGGAAAGAAGAAAUGCUAAAAGAUUAUGAGGGAAGCAUGGAGCAGCUAAGGCAGAACCAAGCAUCCCUGCGAAGGUGUCAGGAGGAGAUGUCCAACCUGGAAGAUGAAGCCCACAGGGAGGCAGAAGAGAAGGCUCUGCUGCGAGAGGCUCUGGAGAGGACACAGCUCCAGCUGGAGCAGGAGAAGAGGCUGCGACGAGCGGCCAAACGGCACAAGCCUGGAGCCACGAAGCCUCUCUGCUCAGGCAAGCCAAGAGCCAAAGAGCACACAGCAGAUGCUGUCAAGAAGGGAAGCUCACAGGAGAGGCACCACAGGGGCGUGCAGCGUGUGAUGGUCUGCGGUAGGAACGAGUCACCCCUAUAAACUCUGUGAUGGUGGAGCAGGCUUGAGAUGUGGGUGCACUUCGAGUAGCUCCUGUCGGUAUCCUGUAGCUCCUGGGCACACUGGUGUGACAGUACAGUGUGUAGGACCUAAUUUGCCAGCAGUCUGUCCCCCACACAGCAUGGUGGGAUUUAUGGCAAUGGAAGAGGUGGGGAGGAUACAACCCAGCCUAUACAUGUGUGUAUAUAUAUUUGUGUGUGUAAAUACAGCCAUGAUGUGUGAAGUCAA